AUGCUGCUGAUGGCCGAUCUGCUGCUUGUUUCCCUUCUGGCUAUCAGAGGAGAGAAGCCUGUCUGUCAAACAUACGGGACAAAAGAACUGUCUCAGUUUUCUAAGGAGGGGGACAUCAGCAUUGGAGGCAUUUUCUCCUUCCACCAGAACCCAGUCAGUGUCAGUCCAGAACUACAAGUCAACUCAGGAACGAUCCGGUGUGAAGGACUGGACCCGGGUGAGCUCCAGUAUGCCUACACUAUGAUGUUUGCCAUAGAGGAGAUCAACAACAGCUCAGAGCUGCUGCCAGGCGUGACACUGGGCUACAGAAUCUUUGACUCCUGCCCCAGUAUCCCUCUUUCCAUCAAAGCAUCACUGAACCUGAUGAAUAGGUACGAGAGUGGGGAAGGCAGAUGUAACAAACUCUCCAAUGUGCAUGCUGUCAUAGGGGAAACCACAUCCACCUCCACGAUAGGUAUCGCACGCACCAUGGGACCCUUCCAUAUACCUGUGAUCAGUCAUUCAGCCACUUGUGCAUGUCUUAGUAACAGGAGAGAUUAUCCUUCCUUCUUCAGAACCAUACCCAGUGACAUUUACCAGAGCAAAGCAUUGGCAAAGCUGAUGAAACAGUUUGGCUGGACCUGGGUUGGAGCUAUAAGAACCAACAGUGACUAUGGAAAUGGUGGCAUGGCCACAUUUCUGGAAGCAGCUGAAAAGGAAGGUGUGUGUGUUGAGUAUUCUGUGGCUAUUUAUAGGACCGACCCCAGAAAGUGGUUCUUGGAGGUGGUUGACAUUAUCAAGAAAUCCACCUCUAAGGUAAUAGUGGCAUUUGCAGACGGCACAGACCUUGACAUCCUUAUCAAAGAGCUUCAUGCUCAGAAUGUGACUGGCCUGCAGUGGGUGGGCAGCGAGGGCUGGAUCACCUAUCGCUACAUUGCCUCUUCAGUGAACUACGCUGUGGUCCAGGGGGCUGUGGGCUUCGCGGCACUCAACGCUCACAUCCCCGGACUGCAGGAGUUCCUGUCGAGCACCAGACCCUCCACCACACCAGGCAACAGGGGACUGGUGGAGUUGUGGGAGAAGGUGUUCAGUUGCACCUUGACUCCCCAAGCAGAGGCUCACAGUCAAGGUUCAGUGGCAGCCUGCUCGGGCACGGAGUCCCUGCGGAACACAAACACGCGCUUCACAGAUGUUUCAGAUGCCAGUCUGAUGAAUAAUGUUUACAAGGCCACAUACGCUGUCGGUCAUGCACUGCACAUGCUGUUUACAUGCACAGAUGGCCGGGGGCCUUUUGAGAAUAACACUUGUGCUGACAAGGAAAAUAUUCAGACCUGGCAGGUGCUGCAUUAUCUGACCCAGGUGAAUUUCACCACUAAGAUCGGUGAAAAUGUCUUCUUUGAUGAGCUGGGCGACCCUGUGGCACGCUAUGCGCUGGUCAACUGGCAGAUGGAUGAGACAGGUUACAUACUCUUUGAGACCAUCGGCUACUACGACACCUCCCGACCUGAGGGUGAACAGUUUGAGAUGAAAAGAGACGUGAAGGCCAUCUGGGCAGGCGAGAAUCUUGAGGUGCCGAGGUCCAUCUGCAGUGAGAGCUGUGUGCCGGGGACCCGCCGCGCUUUUGUCAAGGGCAAACCCAUCUGCUGUUUUGAUUGCAUCAUCUGUGCUGACGGGGAGUUCAGCAACAGGACAAGUGAGACAGCAGGAUUCCUAGCCUUUACUCUAGCGCUCGCCGUGUUUCUGUUGGGCAAAAUCACUGCCGGCACUUUGCUGGUCUACCUGAAGAUGUGCGUGCUCUACAGCCUAAACGUAUUUAUGCUUUCAGAUGCAGUGAAAUGUGACAAAUGUGCCCCUGACUACAAGUCCAACGUGGAGAGGAACAGCUGUGACUUAAAGGCCAUUGAGUUCCUCACAUUCAAGGAGCUGAUGGGUAUUCUGCUUGUCAGCUUCUCUGUCUUUGGUGCCUGCCUGGCAAUGACUAUAGCCCUGAUAUUUUUCCACUUCAGGCAAACUCCAAUUGUCAGGGCCAACAACUCGGAGCUGAGCUUCCUGCUGCUCUUCUCCCUGACUCUGUGCUUCCUGUGCUCCCUCACCUUCAUCGGCCGGCCCUCUGAGUGGUCCUGCAUGCUGCGACACACGGCGUUCGGCAUCACCUUCGUCCUCUGCAUCUCUUGUGUCCUUGGGAAAACUAUAGUGGUGUUAAUGGCCUUUAAAGCAACUCUUCCAGGCAGAAAUGUGAUGAAAUGGUUCGGGCCUGCACAGCAGAGGAUCAGUGUUCUGGCGUUCACUCUGAUACAGGUCGUGAUUUGCAUUCUUUGGUUGACAAUCAAUCCUCCGUUUCCUUUUAAGAAUAUGUAUCUCUACGAGGACAGAAUCAUAUUAGAGUGUGCGCUGGGAUCAGCUGUCGGCUUCUGGGCUGUGUUGGGAUACAUCGGACUCUUAGCCAUGUUGUGUUUUUUUCUCGCUUUUUUGGCUCGAAAGCUUCCCAAUAAUUUCAACGAGGCUAAAUUGAUCACCUUCAGCAUGUUGAUAUUCUGCGCAGUCUGGAUCACAUUCAUCCCGGCUUAUGUCAGCUCUCCUGGGAAGUUCACUGUGGCUGUGGAGAUAUUUGCCAUCCUGGCUUCAAGUUAUGGAAUGCUGUUUUGCAUUUUCUUACCAAAGUGCUACAUCAUUUUAUUAAAACCUGAGGAAAAUACAAGGAAACAUUUGAUGGGUAAAUUUACCUGA
Messenger RNA from Pleuronectes platessa (European plaice), 2706 nucleotides. RefSeq names its product extracellular calcium-sensing receptor-like. Gene Ontology annotation, molecular function: G protein-coupled receptor activity. The transcript is spliced from 5 exons. Gene Ontology annotation, biological process: G protein-coupled receptor signaling pathway. The record is from RefSeq and is a predicted model, not a curated record. Bases 1 to 2706 code for a protein of 901 amino acids. Lineage: Eukaryota; Metazoa; Chordata; Actinopteri; Pleuronectiformes; Pleuronectidae. Gene Ontology annotation, cellular component: membrane.